Messenger RNA from Rangifer tarandus platyrhynchus (Svalbard reindeer), 738 nucleotides. The record is from the annotation of a GenBank genome assembly. Lineage: Eukaryota; Metazoa; Chordata; Mammalia; Artiodactyla; Cervidae.
AUGGCGGAGGGCAGGAGCCUGUCCGAGGUGCGUGCGCUCGUUGGGGCUUCGCAUGGCAUCACUGAUCUGGCCCACAAGCUUCACUUCUAUGACCAAUGGGCUCCGAACUAUGACCAGGAUGUGGCUGCCCUGCAGUACUGCGCUCCCCGCCUCGCAGUCGACUGCCUCACCCAAGCCCUUCCGGAUCCACCCCACGCUGCCCUGAUCCUGGACGUGGCCUGUGGUACUGGCCUCGUGGCUGCAGAGCUGCAGGCUCGGGGCUUCAGCCAGCUGCAUGGGGUGGAUGGAAGCCCAGGGAUGUUGGAUCAGGCCCGGGCCCGCGGCCUCUACCAGUGCCUCAGCCUCUGCACCCUGGGCCAGGAGCCACUACCCAGUGCUGAAGGGACCUUCGACGCGGUGCUGAUGGUGGGUGCCCUCAGUGAUGGCCAGGUGCCCUGCAGCGCAAUACCUGAGCUCCUGCGAGUUACCAAGUCAGGUGGGCUGGUUUGUAUGACCACCAGGACCAACCCAUCCAACCUUCGAUACAAAGAGGCGCUGGAGGCCACCCUGGACAGGCUGGAGCAGGCCGGGGCAUGGGAACGCCUGGUGGCCCGGCCUGUAGACCGGUGGGAACUGGCCACCUCCGAGCUCGAGGUGGGGCCUGGCACCUCCGACAGCGACGGCUUCAUCUCUGGCAUCAUCUACCUGUACCGGAAGCAGGCGGCAGCCCAGGCUGUGGGAGGGAGGCCUGGUGCCUAG